AUGAGCUUUAUAAGAACCAUACAAGAGACAGGGACAAUGGCAGAUUCAAUAAGGUUUCUAGUCGAGUUUCUACCACGUAUCGGAACUACGUCGGUGGUUUUGGAUGGUAUCAAAGAGCCUAGUUUAAAAUAUUCGGAUUCUGGUAAGAUUACAGUACAAGAUGGGAGAGGUGAACGUUUGGAUAUAGCAUUACCGUACAAUCCUGGAAAAGUUAACUCAAAGAGGCUAGUUAAAGUCGGUGGUAGUGAUAGAGAUGAGUAUCUUCUCACUUUAAAGUCAGAAGAUGUUCCAAUGGAUAAGUCUCGCAAUGAUGUAUUAAUGAUGCCGCAGAUGAAAUGGAGCAAGCGCCAACUAAAUGGUCUAAAGAAUUUUAAGUUAUGCUGCAUACAAUGCGAUAUGGAUAUAAUUGAUCAUGACAAUUGCUUUAGAUUAAAUGAAAUGCCAUCUGAGUUUUGGAUGGAAUUAAUGGAUUACUGGCACUGUCAUAAACCGCAAGAUAAGACAUCCGAAUUCUAUUCACUACAAAAGAAUUCACUAAGCCCGUGUCUAAACGAAAUUCUUAUUGGGGACUCUUUUUUUCAAGCCCUUGAAGAUACCUUUGCCGGUAGGACGACUGUUGUGGAUGAGAAUAUCGCUAUGUGUUCCAAUUGUAAGAAACCAUUGGGCAGAAGGACUAGUGAUCGAAUGUUGAGGAUUCCUAAAUGGCAACUGCGUUUGAAAAGUGACGGUGUUUGUGACGAUGUUUUCCCAGCAGAAUCUGAAAUUAUAUCUAUUUUACUCAAUUGCAACAGGGCCAAUUCUACAAGAUAUAUCUUGUUAAGAUCCGGUAACACACAACUCUACAUCUGGUUAUUUUCCAUGGGAAUUGAAGUUACCUUGGCUAAUGGAAAAUCACUGCAUAACUGCCUCAAAAUCUUUUACAGUGAUGUAAUUCCUUCAAAUGUAGGGUUUAAAGCUAAUAUCGAUGAGGAACAAGUAGAUAAAGUUCCAUUAGACAAAUUUGUCGAUGCAUUAGAAACUACAAAUUCUAUUUUGCCCUCUAGCAAACAACGGUUUGGAACUUGGAAGAUAAGUUAUUUAUCAGCAGCAGUAGAGUGA
Zygosaccharomyces rouxii is the source of this 1098-nucleotide messenger RNA. It is a transcript of the gene IPA1, whose product is annotated as putative polyadenylation protein. Gene Ontology annotation, biological process: protein monoubiquitination; protein polyubiquitination; proteasome-mediated ubiquitin-dependent protein catabolic process. The record is from RefSeq and is a predicted model, not a curated record. The transcript has a single exon. Gene Ontology annotation, cellular component: cytosol; ubiquitin ligase complex; nucleus. Lineage: Eukaryota; Fungi; Ascomycota; Saccharomycetes; Saccharomycetales; Saccharomycetaceae. Gene Ontology annotation, molecular function: ubiquitin conjugating enzyme binding; cyclin binding; ubiquitin protein ligase activity. Bases 1 to 1098 code for a protein of 365 amino acids.